This is a messenger RNA of Oncorhynchus mykiss (rainbow trout), 701 nucleotides long. The record is from RefSeq and is a predicted model, not a curated record. NCBI's taxonomy places the organism in Eukaryota, Metazoa, Chordata, Actinopteri, Salmoniformes, Salmonidae.
UUCGUGGUGUAGAGAGAAGAGAAGAGUAAAGAGGAGAGGACUGGUAGAGAGAGUGCCACAAUCUGACUGCAAGCAUCGAUAGAAAUAACGCCACAUUUCCAUAAUUUCCAAAUGAAUUAUCAUCACAUGGAUUCGACUGACAACUGACGACCUGAUCUGAGGGUCUCUAUCGGAACACAGAGUCUUCCUCACGGGCUGUGGUCGGGAGCCCUUCACACUGCCAGGAGAUCACGUAAAGUCAUGGCGCAGACAAACAGUUAUAGUCAGAGCAGCAAUGGAGUGGCUGAUGAAUCCCCCAACAUGCUGGUCUACAGAAAGAUGGAAGAUGUCAUCGCUCAUAUGCAAGAUGAGACAAAUGGAAUUCCUGUCCGCACAGUCAAGAGUUUUUUAUCUAAAAUCCCAAGUGUUUUUUCAGGUUCUGACAUUGUACAGUGGAUGAUCAAAAACCUGAACAUUGAUGAUCAAGUAGAAGCACUCCACCUUGGCACUCUGAUGGCAUCCCACGGCUACUUCUUCCCCAUCUCAGACCAUGUGCUCACACUGAAGGACGAUGGAACCUUCUACAGGUUUCAGACUCCCUACUUCUGGCCAUCUAACUGUUGGGAACCUGAGAACACAGACUAUGGUGAGUACAGCAGACAAUACAGCAGACUAUGACCUAAAUCACCUAAUUGUCUCACACACACACACACACAUUAAAC